Messenger RNA from Pseudomyrmex gracilis, 1183 nucleotides. RefSeq names its product coiled-coil domain-containing protein 94. Bases 143 to 1138 code for a protein of 331 amino acids. The transcript is spliced from 3 exons. Gene Ontology annotation, cellular component: U2-type catalytic step 1 spliceosome. Lineage: Eukaryota; Metazoa; Arthropoda; Insecta; Hymenoptera; Formicidae. The record is from RefSeq and is a predicted model, not a curated record. Gene Ontology annotation, biological process: mRNA splicing, via spliceosome.
GUUAUAUUGACACAUAACCUGAGUUCUCUGUGACGUGUGUUAGAAGAGAAGCGUCAAUUUUCAUCGCGAAAACAAACUCCUCCGAGUUUCUCUUAAAAUUGCGCGAGAGUUGCACAUUUUUGUGACAUAAAAAAGUCGAAAGAUGUCGGAACGCAAGGUUUUAAAUAAAUAUUAUCCACCGGAUUUCGAUCCGUCGAAAAUUCCACGCAUGAAACUGGCCAGAAAUCGCCAAUACACUGUGCGAUUGAUGGCCCCGUUUAACAUGCGAUGCAAAACAUGCGGUGAAUAUAUUUACAAGGGCAAGAAGUUUAAUGCGCGUAAGGAGGACGUCGAGGGUGACGAUUAUCUGGGAAUACGCAUUUACAGGUUCUACAUCAAAUGCACACGUUGUCUGCAAGAGAUAUCCUUCAAAACCGAUCCGAAGAACACGGAUUACGAGAUCGAAGCGGGUGCGACGAGAAAUUUCAUGGCUCUGAAGUUGGCCGAGGAGCAAGCGCAGAAGGAAGAGGACGAGGAAAAGGAGGAGGAAGCCACCAAUCCGAUGAAGCUUCUGGAGAAGAGAACGCUCCAGUCGAAGCAGGAACUGGAACUGCUGGAGUCUCUGGAGGAAUUGAAGGAUUUAAAUCGCAGACAACAGACCAUCGAUUACGAUCAAAUGCUGGAACAAUUCGACACGGAGACCGUCAAGCUGAAGAGAACAGAAAAAGAGCAAGAAGAAUUGGAUGAACAAUAUAUCAAAUCCAUAUUUGGAUUUAAAAGAGAAAACUCGAGUAAAACUGUUGUAGAGGAGGAAAUCGAAGAGGUGGAAGAGGAACAAGAGAUUGUUGAACCCGACAAGAAGAAGUCUAAAACAGAUGACAAAGAAACAGAAAAUCCAGAAUCUUCGAAACUUGCAAGAGUGUCAUUGUGGUCGGAAAGUACGGGAUUGUCGUCCAACAAAAAGAGUUUAUCCACUUUGGCGAGAAAAGGCAAUAUCGGUAUAAAAAUAAAACCGUUACAGGACAAAGCGUCCGAGAGUGCGGUUUCUUCCGUUAAAGAAAUGAAUGUUACGAGCGCGGACGCUAAGCAAAAUAACGCGAGCAACGGUCUCUCGCUACUGGGCGCUUAUUCCGGCAGCAGCGACAACGACAGCGAUUAAUGAAAAAGUAAUAUACAUAUUUAUCUCAAAUGUACAUAUAGUAUU